UGGGAGGGAAAAAAAAGAGGCUGGUUGAGGAGAAGAUCAAUCUGCUGACAGAAAGCAGCAGCCAGAGAGCCAUCAGCCGGCUGCACGUUGGCAGCAUCUCACAUGACAAAGCAACACUCGGCUGCACGUUGACCUUUCAGCUUGCCGCUGCAGAACAUAGAUCAUCGGCCACAGCUAUGCGGCUACGGUCCAAACUGCUCUCCAAGGGAGGACUGCUGCUGCCCACCAUCAGAGAAUGUACCGAGGAGACGCUGAGGGAACUAAAUGAGACCAAUGCUGUUGAUCAAGUCUCCUCUGAUGACUACCUCCUUUCCAUCUGCCACCUGGCACACCCCACCUUCCCCACCACCCAUGUUCCACCCCGCCACCAGCGCUCGCACAAUUUGUCACGCCUCAGUGGGACUAAGUCCUUUGAAUGGAUGCAGCGGAGGGAGCACAACGGAGCGGACCCUCUGGAGUACCUUUACGGACGCCACGACAACCGGACAGGAAGCGGGGCGGAAAGCUGUCAAAGGCAACGCGAUGUUGAGCGGGAGAGGCCCAGAGCCCGCAGCAUCCCCCACACUGCAAGCCCAGGUCUCCCACGGCAACGCACCAGCAGCUGCCCGGAGCUACAGACAGACUUCAACCUCGGCACCCUUCCAAACAUCUCACCUGAACACAACAGGCCCGGGUUGGGAAGUGUGUCGGAUGACAAAGGGGGACUGAGCCCCGCCAAGAGGCCAUCUGGGAUCUCCCAGUGGAUCUCUGACUGCAGCUGUGUCCAAGGCCCGACUGCAUCUUUGGGAGAACGAACCCGCAUCACCAUGCGACCAACUCGUUACAGCAGGGGUAGGGAACCUAUGGCUCUAGAACCAGAUGUGGCUCUUUUGAUGACUGCAUCUGGCUCUCGGAUAAAUCUGAGCUGACAUUGCUUAACAUGAUAAGUAAUGAAUAAUUCCACUUGUAAUCAAAGUGUUAAAAAUAAAGUUCAAAAUAUUAAACAUACUCAUGCAUUUGAAUCCAUCCAUCCUUUUUCUACCACACUUGUUCAAGAAAUUGCAUGAUGUAUUUAUUAUUGUUUUUCUUAAGGGCUUGCCGACAUGAAAGCCUUUUUCUGGGUUACGAUAUUUUUUUAUUUUUCAAUAAGUCUCUCAGUUGCUUUCCAGCAAUUGUCUUUUUCUCUUUCGUUCUCGCUCGCGCUCUGGCUCCAGCUCCAACCCUGUCUCUCCUCCCGGCUGCUGCUUAUAACAGAGCGACAGGUGAUUAGACAACAAGGCCCAGGUGGGCCAUCUAUGCACCUGUCGCUGAUUUCGAGGUUGGUCCUGGCACACCCCACCUCGCUGCAGGCCACGCCCCUCCACAGUUAGCUUCCGAAUAUAAACAUCAUUACAAAGAAUACGAGACCUAUUAUAUUCUAGUAAUUUUGGUCUUACUUAAAAAUUCAUGAUGUGGCUCUUACGGAAAUACAUUUUAAAAUAUUUGGAUUCUUGGCUCUCUCAGCCAAAAAGGUUCCCGGCCCCUGCGUUACAGCGUUACUGGAAAUGGAAAGAUGAUAAAAAAUUAAAUUAUACUGUUUUUCCAUUAAAAAUAUAAUGUUGUAAAAAUCACAAUUUUACCAUCUAAACUGCCAGCUUUUGCCGUAAAAAAAACACAACCAAAAAAACAGUGAUAAUGCUUUUCCAUUUAUUGUAAAAUGUUGUUAAAAAACAACAUAUUUGACAUUAAAAUUUUGUAAAUGCAAAGUUUUACUGUAAAAUGGACAGUCUAUUUAAAUCAAUUUAUAUAAUUAUAAUGAAAUCCAGAAGCAUUAUUCACUGUUACCAGCCAUGACAACCAUAACCAAAACCAGCUUGGCAUCCCUUAUUUACUACAUGUGUUAUCCUGAUGAUUACAGUAAAAAAAAUAAAAGAUAAUAACAAUCUGCAAAAUCUUUUUAUACCUUGUGUUUUGUCAUGUAAUUGAUUAAUAAAACAUUUCGAUCCUGGGGGA
Molecule: messenger RNA, 1971 nt
Organism: Nerophis ophidion (straightnose pipefish)
Lineage: Eukaryota; Metazoa; Chordata; Actinopteri; Syngnathiformes; Syngnathidae
Exons: 3
Coding region: 177-908 (243 amino acids)
Biological process (GO): regulation of autophagy
Cellular component (GO): mitochondrion
Source: RefSeq, a predicted model, not a curated record